AUGCCGGCGGAACACAGCGCAUCUCGCAGGCGGGGCGAUUCCGAGCGCCAGCAGACACGGGGUCGACUCGCUUGUUUGCGCUGCCAGCGGCGAAAGAUCCGUUGCGACGGCGACUUGCCGACCUGCAAAAACUGCCGAAAUGCAGGCGUUGUUUGUGCCGAUGGUCUUAGUGCGCGUCUUAAGCACCUACCACGGGCCGAGAUUUCAAGCCUCAAAUCGCGCAUCGUGUGGCUAGAGUCGAUUCUUCGACAGAGGUGUCCUGAGGUCGAUUUGGAAAAUGGACAGCCGCAGGACAUUGACCCGGCCAUGCUAGACAUGUCGUUGGAGCCGGACACCAGCAUCAUUACAAGUGUUGAUGACACUGCACAAAUUAUUACAGAACCUGAAGAUCCCCCCGAAACAUCUAGGCCGGCAUUGGAGCAAGUACUGGGCGGCAACAGCUCGUCUGCGCAUGAGAUCGGUAUGCUGUCGCUUGGUGCCAGCCAAGACUCGAGAUAUAUAGGCCCAUCAAGCGGUUACUUUCUCGCCAGAGUCAUGUUGAGCAAAAACUGCGACUCAAUCAGCGGCGACGAGGCACAAAAGAACAACGUCUAUAUUCCAGGAGAGCUCAUCGAAUCCUGCACCGGACCGCUUCCCCUACCGCCGAGGCCGUUGGCCCAGCGGAUCUGCGACGCCUACUUUGAGUUUAUCCAUCCACAGUACCCCAUACUGCAUCACCAGACGACCUUGGAUGCCGUGGACCACAUGUAUCAAAACGAUAACGUGACUCCUGUCAUGUCAUUUCAGGUUUUCAUGGUCCUUGCCGUCGGCGCGACAGCAUUGUCCAUGCGCUCCAAGGCUCGCUUACCCAAUGAUUCUUACUGUCUCGCGGCGUUGGAGGCUUUUGCGCAGAUCAACAUCGAAAACUCAAUACAGGGCCUUCAAUGCUUGUUACUGCUUCUUGUGUUUGCACUGCAUAGCCCGUCUACCAGAUUCAAUGCGUGGUAUCUUAACUAUCAGUGCUUGGCUGCCGUGUUGGACUUGGGCUUGCAAAGAAACAUCACAGUCAAGUCUGGAAUUUCGCUGCUCCAGCAGGAAAUGAGAACCAGACUCUUUUGGGUGUGUAUACUUCUGGACAGAACGAUCUGCACAAUAAUGGGGCGACCGAUUGGCCUUCGCGACGAAGCCUGUGAGCUACGAUUGCCGCUAGAGAUUGAAGACGCCAUGUUAAAUGUCCCGCAGGAUGGUUCACCGAGCGAAAGGCCUCUUGGGGUCUCAUACUCGAUCCAUCUCUUUCGCGCCACAAAGAUCAACUCGGAAAUUAAAUAUGUCGCCAACAGUAUUGUCCAAGAGGCCCCGAGGUACGCGUACCCACCACAGACGGAUAUACACGGCUGGCAAAAGAAUGUGCUGCAGCAGCUCGACGAGUGGCAAUCAAACAUUCCUUUGGACAGCCAAAACCCGAAUGAGUUUAUGCAACUUGUGUGCCAACUCCGCUACCACGGGCUCUGCCUGCUUCUGCUUCGGCCAAGCCCAGCCAUACCCAAGCCCACGGCCGACGCCCUAGUGCGAUGCUACAAAAGCGCCACCGAGAGCAUCCAGAUACUGGAGCAAAUGUAUCGGAAAAACCUUCUUAUCCAUAAUUGGGUCAGCCUGCAUGGUUUAGUUCUCGCCGUUUUGACUCUCCUCUACAGUGUUAGGGCAGAGCCCGAGGUGGCGCGGGUGACACAGGCCGAUGCCCUCAUGGGGACGAUAGUUUCUGCGCUGGGCAUCCUGAGUGCGACUGGAGAGCACUGGGCGGCUGCGAAGAGGUGUCGCGAUAUUCUUGAGGACGCGGCAAAGUCUACUGUUCAGUGGCUGCAGAGCCAGUCGGCGCCGCCAAGCCUACUGCAGCCAGCCCACGGCCGCUCGAGAUCCAGUCGUGCCAAUGUGCAGUCUACAAAUGAGGAGGCCCAACGAAUCAAUGAAGACAUGGGCAUGCCAUGCUUUGAUCCCGUGGAGAUGGAAAACAUGUUUCCGUCCUUUGAUGGCUUGUUUGGAGACGGCGAGGCUGUGAACAUUGAUGUUAUGAUGCAGAGUCUAUUCCAAGACUUUAUACCGACCACAGGGCCUGAAUAG
Akanthomyces muscarius is the source of this 2097-nucleotide messenger RNA. RefSeq lists its product as uncharacterized. Gene Ontology annotation, molecular function: zinc ion binding; sequence-specific DNA binding; DNA-binding transcription factor activity, RNA polymerase II-specific. The transcript is spliced from 4 exons. Gene Ontology annotation, biological process: positive regulation of transcription by RNA polymerase II; DNA-templated transcription. Lineage: Eukaryota; Fungi; Ascomycota; Sordariomycetes; Hypocreales; Cordycipitaceae. The record is from RefSeq and is a predicted model, not a curated record. Bases 1 to 2097 code for a protein of 698 amino acids.